AUGCAGGCUGAGCAAGCCACAGGGAACAAGCCAGUAAGCAGCACUACCCCAAGGCCUCUGCUUCAGCUCCCGCUCCAGAUUCCUGCCUUAGCUUCUCUCAACAGACUGUGUCCUGGGAUGUGAUAAACUUUCACCGGCCAAGAGAUAACACAACUUCAAGGUGACAACCAGGGACGUCUUUAAAAGUCCUCCUUCCUUGCUGGAGCCGCUGCAGCUUCUCCACUCCAGGCUGGCCAUCAGCCGAUAUCCGGCUACCAUGUGGGAACUUGUGGCUCUCUUGUUGCUCAUCCUAGCCUAUUUCUUUUGGCACAAGUCAAAGACACUUUGUGCCAAGUACCCCAAGAGCCUCCCAUUCCUGCCCAUUGUGGGCAGCCUGCCGUUUCUCCCCAGACGUGGGCAUAUGCAUGUCAAUUUCUUCAAGCUGCAGGAAAGAUAUGGCCCCAUCUAUUCUCUUUAUCUGGGUACCACACCUACAGUGAUCAUCGGCCAAUAUCAGCUGGCCAAGGAAGUGCUCGUUAAGAAAGGAAAAGAAUUCUCCGGUCGGCCACAAAUGGUGACUCUAAGCCUCUUGUCGGACCAAGGAAAAGGCAUCGCCUUUGCCGACUCCAAUGGCGCCUGGCAGCUGCACCGAAAGUUGGCACUCAGCACCUUUGGCCUGUUCAGGGAUGGUGACCAGAAACUGGAGAAGAUCAUCUGCCAGGAAGCCAGCUCACUGUGUGACUUGCUGCUCACCCACAACCAGGAGUCCAUCGAUCUGUCCCAGCCAUUGUUCAUGGCAGUAACCAACAUCAUCUGUGCCAUCUGCUUCAGCAUCUCCUACGAGAACAACGACCCGAUCCUGACCACCAUUAAGACCUUUACAGAAGGCAUCCUGGAUGGCCUGGGCCACAAUAACCUGGUGGACGUAUUUCCCUGGUUGACGAUUUUUCCCAAUAAAACCUUGGACACGAUAAAGAGCUAUGUUAAAGUUCGAGAUGAAGUACUGUCUAGAAUAUUGGAAAAUUGCAAGGAGAAAUUCAGCAGCGACGCCAUCUCCAGCCUGACGGACAUUCUGAUCCAAGCCAAGAUGAACGCAGACAACAACAACAGCAGUGAAGCCCAGGCUUCGACUGCAUUUUCAGACAGGCACAUCCUCUCCACGGUGGCAGACAUUUUCGGGGCUGGGAUAGAGACCACCGUCUCGGUGUUGCGCUGGAUUGUGGCUUUCCUGCUCCACAAUCCCGAGGUGAUGAAGAAGAUCCAAAAAGAGAUUGACCAGCAUAUCGGUUUCAACUGCACACCAACUUUCAAUGACCGAAAUCGCCUCCUCAUGUUGGAGGCCACUAUCCGAGAAGUGCUUCGCAUCAGACCUGUGGCCCCCGUACUCAUCCCCCACAAGGCUAACAUUGACUCAAGCAUUGGCGAGUUUACCAUCCCCAAGGACACACACGUGAUCAUCAAUCUGUGGGCGCUGCACCACAGUGAGGAGGAGUGGGAGCAGCCAGAUGAGUUCCUGCCCGAACGCUUCUUAGACCCGACUGGAAGCCAUCUUGUCACACCCUCAUUAAGUUACCUGCCCUUCGGAGCCGGGCCCCGCUCCUGUGUCGGAGAGGUUCUGGCCCGCCAAGAGCUCUUCCUCUUCAUGGCCUGCCUGCUGCAGAGGUUUGAUCUCGAUGUGCCCGACGAUGGGCAGUUGCCCAGCCUGGAGGGUGACCCCAAGUUGGUCUUUCUGAUCCACCCCUUCAGAGUGAAGCUCACAGUCCGCCAAGCAUGGAAGGAUGCCCAGGCAGAGGUUAGCACCUGGAGGUCGUAACUAAAGUCUCCUGGUCCCAUGCUGUGCAGCCCACAGCACAGAAUUAGAGGUGCCGCUCCCACCAUCUCCUACAUCCUUCCUGACUCCUGCCCCAUUACCUGGCUUGCAGAGUGGAGGAUGACGUGCCUAAAUUAAAGAUUUUCCAGUGAAAGUC
Messenger RNA from Microtus ochrogaster (prairie vole), 1946 nucleotides. It is a transcript of the gene Cyp17a1, whose product is annotated as steroid 17-alpha-hydroxylase/17,20 lyase. NCBI's taxonomy places the organism in Eukaryota, Metazoa, Chordata, Mammalia, Rodentia, Cricetidae. The coding region runs from base 257 to 1792 and encodes 511 amino acids. The record is from RefSeq and is a predicted model, not a curated record. Gene Ontology annotation, molecular function: iron ion binding; heme binding; steroid 17-alpha-monooxygenase activity. The transcript is spliced from 9 exons. Gene Ontology annotation, biological process: progesterone metabolic process; hormone biosynthetic process.